This is a messenger RNA of Erythranthe guttata (spotted monkey flower), 1853 nucleotides long. RefSeq names its product TPX2 (targeting protein for Xklp2) protein family. The record is from RefSeq and is a predicted model, not a curated record. Gene Ontology annotation, molecular function: microtubule binding. Lineage: Eukaryota; Viridiplantae; Streptophyta; Magnoliopsida; Lamiales; Phrymaceae.
AAAUUUCAAAAAUAAAUAAAAUAAAAAUCAUUUUUUGAAAAAAGAAAUCACAAGAUUUGAAGAUCACUUCAAAGUUCAGACUAGUAGAAACCUGACCAGACGAGACCCAUUUAAGAAUCGGUCAGAUCUUUCUAAACCAGUGAUGAUUUAAUGGCGUUCUUCUACUUUUCUUCUUGAGAUGUUCUGAAAGAUAGAAUGAGCACAAUGGAUGCUGAUUUUGGAAGUGGUCUUGACCAACAACUCGCCAUCUCUGCCAAUGGAGGCUUGGAGAUCGAGGGAUUGAACGAGAAUCUUGAAGAUGCUGUCAAGUUGAACGACCACAAAACUUUAGCCACCGGAAAAGAAAUGGCAGAAGAACCUUCUUUAAAACCAGAAAGCCAUUCAACCAGCAAAUUCAAGAAAGUUGGAGCUAAAGAAUCUGGGGGUGAUUCUAAGAAUUUGAAACCAGUAAAGGGUAUCGGAAGGGCCAAGAAUCCCGGAAAUGUUGGAGCAACAGUUUUGAGCAAGAGCAAAGAUGAAAGAGAGGCGAUAAAACCUUCUGUUGCUUCAAAUGGUACCACCGGUGCUUCAAAAUCACAAAAAAUACAGAUUCCUGCUGUCAGAAAAAAUAAACCGUCUAACGAGAAGCAAGGUGUUGACAACUUAAGAUCGACAUCUUUACAAGAUAACUCUAAGCAUGAUGGGCUUCUUCCUGAUGCAACAUCAUCUUCCACAAGCGAAGAACAGUCUGAAGAACCAUCGGAGAAGACAAAGCUGAAGGCACUUAGAAAAAGUAGUCACGACAGUGAAAACGAAGAAAUGUCACAUUCUUCGCUAAGCCCUACUGCUGGAGAUUCCAAGCCCCGCAAAUCGGGUACUCUUCCAACCUACGGUUUCAGUUUCAAAUGUUAUGAAAGGGCUGAGAAAAGAAAAGAGUUCUAUUCGAAACUCGAGGAGAAGAUUCAGGCAAAGGAAGAAGAGAAGAGCAACAUUCAAGCCAAGACUAAGGAAUCGCAAGAUGCUGAGAUCAGAAUGUUCAGAAAGAGUUUGGCAUUCAAAGCUACACCGAUGCCAAGCUUCUAUCAGGAGCCUCCACCUCCAAAGUUGGAACUAAAGAAGAUACCUACUACAAGAGCCAAAUCCCCCAAGCUUGGUAGGAAAAAGACUGCAGACUCCAAAGAAAACGGUGCUCGUCCAGCUAGGUUAAGCUUGGAUGAGAAACUUACACAAAGCAACGUUGCCAAAGCACCACCGCAUGUUAAGAAACCGCUGAGGAAAUCUCUUCCAAAGUUGCCGUCUGAGGAAGCCGAUUUAUCCUUUGAAAAGAAAAAAUCUGUAUCUCGUAAAAUCACCGCUACCAAAGAAACAGGUGAAUCUGUGGUGGUGGUUCAGGCGAGCGAUUUAUCCGAGGAAGUGAAUAAAUCUGAGGAACCUGUUUUGGAAGUUCAAGAAAAUGCCAGUUUGGUACGUGAAGCUAUUGCAGUGUGAGCGUUAAAUCAGAUAUGAAUGGAUGAAGGUUGUGCAUAUCUUUUAACCUUAAAUAUUGGAGAGGGCUUCAAUAAAACACGAUUCAUCCAACAAUGGAGGCGUAUUAAGGGUUGGUUUGUCAUUUUAUUCAUAGUCAACGAAGAAAGUUUGGUUUUUUCUUUUAUAUGCUUUUUCCGAGCCUGGUGUGAGGGCCGAGUGUGGUGAACUUGUCCUAAGUUAUGUUAAAAAAAUACGAAUGUCAACCUUUUUUCGUAAGUGGAAAAUUUUGUGCCUUGAAAUAUUUAGGUGUUGUAGAUGUUGUUAGUUCGACUUUGCGCUUUGUAUUCCUUCGGAUAAUCAGCAACUUUUGCGUACUAUAUAAUGAGCUGUAUUUGUAUUUGCUUGCA